AUGUGGUAUGAAGCCGGUGAUUGUCCAAACUCUUUUCUCCAUGCAAACACAAGUCUCCUAUUGACUAAGGUAGCCCCGACGCUGGAACAAAGAAUACAUCCGCACCAAAACGGGUUCGUUCUCGAACGUCACAUACAUGAUACACUGGAUUUGUUUGCGGCUGCACAAGCAAUGGCAAAGUCAUUUCCAGAAUCAAAUCAUGCAAUUGCGGUUCUGCUCGAUUUUGCUAAGGCCUAUGACUCUAUUCCGAGAAUUGUUGUAUGUGGCACUCACGCGACACGGAUAUCCGUCACAUUUUGUUCGCGUAAUUGA
Molecule: messenger RNA, 312 nt
Organism: Phytophthora megakarya
Lineage: Eukaryota; Oomycota; Peronosporomycetes; Peronosporales; Peronosporaceae
Source: the annotation of a GenBank genome assembly